Molecule: messenger RNA, 707 nt
Organism: Toxorhynchites rutilus septentrionalis
Lineage: Eukaryota; Metazoa; Arthropoda; Insecta; Diptera; Culicidae
Product: adult cuticle protein 1-like
Exons: 2
Coding region: 62-595 (177 amino acids)
Source: RefSeq, a predicted model, not a curated record
AGUAUUCGCAACAGUAUUACCAUUCCAUCAGUCUUCCAGCGACCAACAGAAAUCAACAAUCAUGAAGUGCAUCGCAGCUGUAGUCAUGAUGGCCCUCGCCGUUGUUGCUGAAGGAUCCGCUGUUACCUAUUCCGUCCCAUUGGCCUACUCCGCUCCCCGAACCACCGUUGUCCAGCAGAAUGUGGCUCCGCGUUAUAUUGCCUCCCUACCGGUGACUUCCUAUGCUGCUUCCGUCCCAGUGACCUCUUAUGCCGCUUCCGUUCCAAUCGCUUACGCCGCCCCACACACCACCGUCGUUCAGUCCAACGUUGUCCCACGGUAUGCUGUUCCAAUUGCCCACGCCGCUGCCCCAGCUUUGGCCUACAGCUCGAUCGAUUCGGAAGUCGUUGAGGCUACCCAAGUUGUUGCCCCAGCAGCCACCGUUGUGGCUCAGCCAGCCGUCAGCGUUAUUGCCCAGCCUGCUGUGGCCGUUGUUGCCCAGAAGGAAGCCCGCUAUUUGGCCGCCAACCCAGGAGCCGUUCAUGAUGCCCCUCUCGCUGGACACACCGUCUCCCAGCAGUCGCUGAACCUGGAACCAGCUGCCGGAACUCAGUAAAGCGCGUUCUUAUAGCAAUUUGAACAUGGUUCUUGAAGAUGAACGAAUUCUGUACAUUUCGGGUGUAAAAUAUGUUGAUGCGGAAUAAAUGAAGUUUGUUUGUAGUUGUAAA